Molecule: messenger RNA, 3389 nt
Organism: Pieris brassicae (large cabbage white)
Lineage: Eukaryota; Metazoa; Arthropoda; Insecta; Lepidoptera; Pieridae
Exons: 8
Coding region: 185-1378 (397 amino acids)
Source: RefSeq, a predicted model, not a curated record
UUGUGGUGAGAGCACGCGCCGCUUGUUCGCGUUUCGAUCGGACUUUUCGCGAAAUAAUAUUUAUUAGUGUUUGUGUAGUGUUACGUGAGCGAAAAGGAAGGAUCCGUAUCACGUGCCGUGGAGUAACCAGAGUUUGUGUUUAAGUGUUUUCGUAAUGACUUAAUCCAGUUAAUCCGGUGUGUUGAUGGAUGUUUUAAGUGUGUGCAAAAAGACUAAACACAUAAAAAUGGAAGCUUUGGAAAGGAGAGGAAAAGUUUUGGCUCUGACAGCGAUUGUAUUCAUAUGUUUUUGGUCACAAUGUAAAGGUGUGGAAGGGAAGAAUACGACAAGAAUGUCGUAUGUCUGUCCGCCAAUGUUCAUCAGAUUGGGACACAGCUGUUACUUCUUCAGUGAAAACAAAGCUACUUGGCAGAACGCACUGUUCACGUGCAAGGACCGUGGUGGAAAUUUAUCAGUACCAGCGCGUUGGGAGGACAGAAAUUUACGCAACUAUCUGAACAGACCUGGUAUCGAGAAAGCAAGUCGAUGGAUCGGCGGUAUAUAUGACUACGUUUCAAAAGCUUGGAAGUGGGGCGGCGAAUUGAAGGAAAUGCAUUACCAGUCUUUUAGCAAGAUGAAGAAGAUGACACCAGAAGAACUACAGUUCCACUGCAUUGCUAUGACGCCCGAAUUGCUCUACCGUUGGGCCGCCCGCAGCUGCUACGAGCCCCGCCAAUUCAUCUGCCAGACGAAACUCAGGAAAGUACCCAAAUCUAAACUUAAAGAACUACGACGUCGUUACCAACGGAUGGGUAAAAUCAACGAAAUAACCGCCCCCAGUGUUAGCAGAGAGGUCGAAGACCCGCGAAUCAAUGACGUCACAAGUAAUCCUGUCAGAAACCCAAAAUCAUACGAUUUGAAACCCAGCCCUCUAAGAAAAUUGCCGAAACGACGCCAACAUCAACUAAGGAAUAACAUGAAGCCGUAUGACUUGAGGCCGAACGAGGUCAGGAAGCGAUCACGGCCCAACGCGCAGCGAAGACUGACUAGACCAUUCCCAGGUUACCAAUGGAACCGACGCGACCCUGAAGGCUCUUACCGACGAAACGCUGACAUUCUGCUAUCAGGACGGACUGGGCUAAGUCCACAACAAAUCAAAAUUCACCUCUCUAGACUAGAACACCUACGAGACAGACAACUAGCCAGACAGAAACGCCUUAGAGAAAAUGACGACUGGCUUGUAAACGAUCCGCCGGCGAUAGUCCACACACACGCUAGGACAUAUACAGUAGACAAUAAUAUUAGUGCUCUCCAUCCAAAGACGAUAGUGGAGGAGUUUGACAUGCUACCACCGCCGCCACCGGCUGUCAUCCCACGACCAGUACGCAAUAUUUGGUGACAGGAAGAUCGCGAUUCAAAGCCUUAAUACUCUUAUAAAACAUUAAUUAACUAGUUUGGAUGAAUUUUGUUUCAAAAACUUGACAAGCUUUAAGUUUACGAAUCGAUUUCCCAUACCAGUGACAUUUUGCGCUAGUUAGUAACAACGCCAUCUAGUGUCGAGUAGCUUAUUGUAAAAAUAUUUAAGUUUCGAAUAAUUACUUUUGCUUCUCUGCUUAGUUCUUCUACUCUUCAAUCGCUAGAGCAGUCAGAACGACGACCUAUUUAUUAAAACCUUAACGACCAAUGUUUUGUGUGUGCUUAGUCUUAGGCUGUUUAAAUAGAAAUGUACUCUUAGAUAUUAAGAAAAAAAAAUUGAUUCGAACCACCUUUUAAUCGUAUCCAAUAUCUGAUUAAAUAGAUAAGUUUGUAUAACAAUUAAUAUUUUUUUAUUAGAAUUUAGUGAAUAAGUUUCGAAAUUAAAUAAAUAACAAUUCUUUAGUUGAUACGCUAACUAAUACUAUUGCUUUUUUUAAUGUAUUUAAAAAAUGAGUCGUACAUUAUAUUGGCAUUUUUACUAAGAAUAAAAUAAGUACUUAUUAAUUUUAAUUAUACGUUCCAUAAUUAUAAUGAUAAGUAUAAAAUUGUAAGUUUAGUGCCAAUAAUAGUCCUCGCAUUUAAUUAAAACUAACAAAAAUAGUACAUGAUUCUACAUAUUCAUUACCGAAAUGCGUAUCUACGACAAUAUAAACCGGCUGUUAUUUGCACGUCAUGUGUCAAUAUCAAUUCUAUAACAUAAUCGUGGUGGAUGUACACAUUCGCUAUCGGUCGCGUGAAGUCUUGGCGAGUGUGCACCACAGCCAUUCCGGUAUUAUAAAUACGUCAAAAAAAUUAUCUAUAUCUAUUGAUUUGUUAAUCUUAGAACAAGGUAUGUAUGUACUCCAAGCACAAAGCUUACUUUUAUUUCAUAAAAUCUAAUAAACAAAAAAUUUACCGCCCUAUUCAUAUAAUACAAAUUAGUCUAAUUGCACUGCUAACUAAAGUACACUUUUGUCUCUAUUUGUAAUAAUUAACUGAUGAAAAGAGGCAGAAGAACUUUAUAUAAAAUGGUAUAAUUAGACUGGUUUAUUGUUUAUGGGUUAAUUUAUAAUCUUUAUUAUAUUUCUGAUCUGAAUAGUAGGUUUAGUUUUACAUUAGAAUCAAUACUUUACUAUUACAUACUCGGGAAGAUUUAGAAGUGUUAGAUUUUAAAAACACCCGUAAAUUAUCAAAUCAAAAACGUCAAAACCUAGUCUUCUUUUUAAGCUUAACAGUAUUACGUGCCUUUUUUACACUUUUAUUUUAACAAUACUAUCAUAAAAUUGUGAGAUUUGUCGAUAAUGUGUAAAUCAUGAUAGUGUAUGAUUCUAAUGUUUGUGUUUUAAAUUAUUGAGUAAUAAACGAUACAUAUUUUGAAAAAGAUUUUUUAUUUUAUUUAGCGACAUCUAGUGUACAGUAGCAUCGUAAAACCUUGUUUCUUAUUGCCGUGGUAAUUAUCUCUAGUUUUUAAACAACAAAAAAAUGGUUUUCUAUAAAAUACUAACACAUAUAUCGAUAUGCCAACCACAAAAUAAAUAUUUAUUUUAAGCUUUUAAUGUAUGCUGUAUAUUUACAUCACCGUUACAAUCAAUUUAAUGUAAUAUGACUAAUAAAAAAAAAUAAGUUUUUUAGUUAAAUCAAAAACUAAAUAGUGAUAAGUUGAACAGAGUUGGCCUAGUAGCUUUAGCGUACGACUCUCAUCCCUGAGGUUGUAGGUUCGAUCCCCGGCUGUGCAUAUGGACUUUCUUUAUAUUUGCGCAAUUAACACGAACGGUGUAGGUAAACCGGUUGUGUCUAAACCCAAAAGUCAACGGCUCACUGUAUUAACAGAACACCCUUUAUCAACAAGGAAAAUCCAAUGAAAAAUUCAUACAAUUAUUAAACAAACAAACAAGACAUUAGUUAGGAAAACAAGCUAAAGAACAUUUAAUUUUAAAUACAUUGAAUUAGUUCUA